AGCUGCACUCGUUCAUGUACUCUCAAGCUUCAUUUAGCAUUAAACUCACUCCGAGUAGAAGGCUGUACAAUCCCAUAAAUUUGUUACCUUGUGAAGAGAAAAUGUUCAGACAUUUUUAAUCUCAAUCUGCAUAAAAAUGCACAUAGUGAUAGAUGUAUGCAUUGUUUUGCUUUUGAAUAUUUCAAUCCUAUGAAUAAUUGGGAUCCAGUAACUGGAGGAAUCAUUGAAUCCCACCUUUCUCUGACUGACCACCUCAGGUCAAUCACAGAAAAAUGUCUGGAAAGAUAACAAAAGAGGAGAUGGAGGAGAUGAGGGAGAUCUUUGGGAAAAUUGAUCUGGACAACGAUGGAUAUAUCUGUGAUUAUGAACUCAAUGAGCUCCUUAAAGAGGCUGGCCAUGCCCUACCUGGAUACAUGGUUCGAGAGAUCAUCCAGAAACUAGAUCGCAACAAGGAUAAUAAGAUCAGCUUUGAAGAGUUUUUGUCGAUUGUCCAGGAGCUGAGGGGCAGUGAAAUAGCAAAAACUUUCCGCAAGGUCAUCAACAGAAAAGAAGGCAUCCUGGCUAUUGGAGGGACGUCUGAGUUGUCAAGCGAAGGCACACAACAUUCGUUCUCUGAGGAAGAGCGAUAUGCCUUUGUUAACUGGAUCAACACUGCUCUGGAAAAAGAUCCUGACUGUCAACAUGUCCUGCCCAUGGAUCCCAACACAGACUCCCUCUUCACAUCUGUCGGAGAUGGUAUAGUACUCUGCAAAAUGAUCAACCUGUCAGUGCCAGACACCAUCGAUGAAAGAACCAUAAAUAAGAAGAAACUGACGCCAUUUACAAUACAGGAGAAUCUGAACCUGGCCUUGAACUCAGCUUCUGCCAUUGGCUGCCAUGUGGUAAACAUUGGUGCCUUAGACCUUAAAGAGGGGAAGCCCCAUCUGGUGUUGGGCCUGCUUUGGCAGAUCAUCAAGAUCGGUCUGUUUGCUGACAUUGAGCUCAGCAGAAAUGAAGCGCUGGCAGCAUUGCUGAGAGAUGGGGAAACACUGGAGGACCUGAUGAAGCUGUCUCCAGAAGAACUGCUGUUGCGCUGGGCAAACUUCCACCUGGAAAAUGCUGGUUGGCAGAAGAUCAACAACUUCAGCUCUGACAUCAAGGACUCAAGGGCCUAUUUCCACCUCCUGAAUCAAAUCUCUCCAAAAGGCACCGAUGAAGACCAGCCUCGCAUAGACAUCAACAUGGCAGGCUUCAGUGAGAAAGACGACAUGAAGAGGGCAGAAGCCAUGCUGCAGCAGGCUGACAGGCUUAGCUGUCGACAGUUUGUCACCCCCGCUGACGUCGUUAGUGGAAACCCCAAACUCAACCUUGCCUUUGUGGCCAAUCUGUUCAACAAAUAUCCAGCGCUGAUCAAACCUGAGAAUGAGGACAUUGACUGGGGACUGCUGGAAGGUGAGACAAGAGAAGAGAGGACAUUCAGAAACUGGAUGAACUCUCUGGGAGUGAACCCGCAUGUCAAUCAUCUGUAUGGAGACCUACAGGAUGCCAUGGUCAUCCUUCAACUCUAUGAGAAGAUUAAAGUGGCUGUUGACUGGAACAACAAGGUCAACAAGCCACCUUACCCCAAGCUGGGAACCAACAUGAAAAAGUUGGAAAAUUGUAACUAUGCAGUAGAACUGGGCAAAACAGCCAAGUUCUCCCUCGUUGGCAUUGGUGGGCAGGACCUGAACGAUGGCAACGCUACCCUGACUCUGGCACUGGUUUGGCAGCUCAUGAGAAGAUAUACGUUGAAUGUAUUGGAAGAACUGGGAGAUGGACAGAAAGUAAAUGAUGACAUCAUUGUUAACUGGGUGAAUAAAACAUUGGCAGAGGCUGGAAAAUCAACCAAGAUUUCAAGCUUUAAGGACAAGGAGAUCAGCAGCAGUUUGGCAGUAUUGGAACUGAUAGACGCCAUCCAGCCUGGCAGCAUCAACUAUGAGCUGAUAAAAACCAGCAGCCUCUCUGAAGAUGACAAGCUGGAGAACGCCAAAUAUGCUGUCUCUAUGGCAAGGAAGAUCGGAGCCCGUGUCUAUGCUCUCCCGGAAGACCUCGUGGAGGUCAAACCCAAAAUGGUGAUGACAGUCUUUGCCUGCUUGAUGGGUCGGGGGAUGAAGCGGGUCUAAGAGACUGGCUGGGAUCAUUGUGACACUUGCUAAACUUGUACCCACAAGCCAUUAGUGUUUUGAAAGAGCGCCCCCAACUGAAGGAAUGAAGAAUGAUUUUUUUUUUUUUUUUCUUGGUUUUUUUGAAGGAGAAUAAUGCAGUCAGAAUCAUAAAUUUGCAUGUAUCUUUGCCCCUUUUGAUUAACAGAGGUGUUUACUGAAGAAUAAUGAUCUGUCCUCUUAUUUAAAAUGGGUCCAAAAUACUAAAAUUUCUGUUACAGAGGACAACUUGUUACUUUCAAUAUCCAGAACUCUUAAUUAAAGUAUAAGAAUGCUGUUUUUUAAAGCAAGUAUGCAUAUUUCCAGCUGCAAGGUUGUUUACAUAUUUUUACUCAGACUGAUAAGUAAAUUAUAUCCUUGUCUAACCAACAAACAUUCCCGAAUACCAUACUUAUGGAAAAAAUACUUGACAAGGCAAAAAAAAAAAA
This is a messenger RNA of Xiphias gladius (swordfish), 2608 nucleotides long. It is a transcript of the gene pls3, whose product is annotated as plastin 3 (T isoform). The transcript has 16 exons. Bases 273 to 2141 code for a protein of 622 amino acids. Gene Ontology annotation, biological process: actin filament bundle assembly; actin filament network formation. The record is from RefSeq and is a predicted model, not a curated record. NCBI's taxonomy places the organism in Eukaryota, Metazoa, Chordata, Actinopteri, Istiophoriformes, Xiphiidae. Gene Ontology annotation, molecular function: actin filament binding; calcium ion binding. Gene Ontology annotation, cellular component: actin filament; cytoplasm; actin filament bundle.